Rotaria sp. Silwood2 is the source of this 1449-nucleotide messenger RNA. The record is from the annotation of a GenBank genome assembly. Lineage: Eukaryota; Metazoa; Rotifera; Eurotatoria; Philodinida; Philodinidae.
AUGGCUAAAGCUGGUUUUUAUUAUUCACCAUUAAAAAAUAAUGAUGAUCGUGCAUUAUGUUUUGCUUGUACUGUAACACUUGUUUGUUGGGAACCAUUUGAUUCUCCAUGGGCAGAACAUGGACGUCAUUCUCCUCAUUGUCCAUUUAUAAAAGGUGAUUUUACUGAAAAUGUUCCAUUACGUACAACAUGUUCAAUUCAACCUAGAAGAAAAUUUUUUUCAAAUCAACAACAACAAAAAUGGUUAAUUAAAUCUAAUGAAAUAAUAUUAAAUGAACAUAUAUUAUUAUUUAUAAAUUCUGAUUGGAUAAUACGUUCAGUUGAUACAACAAAUGUUAUACAUAUAAAAACAAUAAUGUCAUUAAAAAAUCUUAUUGAACAAUUAACAACAGAAAAUAAUUCUGAAGAAAAUUCUUCUUUAGAUAAUAAUAAUAAUAAUAAUAAUAAUGAAACAAUAUUUAUACAGCAUUUUGAUCAUUUAACAUCAAAACGUUAUUUUAAUUUAAAAUUAAAUCCACUUGCAUUAACAAUAUAUCCAUUAACAAUAACAAAUGAUAAUGAAAAUUAUAUUAUUUUUUGUUUUUUACAAUUAAUUGAAACAAAUAAAUGUAUAUUAAUAACAACAACAAGAUUAAAUCAAUAUGAAAAUUUAAAUCCAUCACAAAAUGAAGGUAAUGAUAAUAAUAAUUUUAAUGAUGAAUAUCAAAAGAAAGAACAAUAUACAAAUAAAAUAUUAAAACGAAAAUGUUUUUUAAUUUGUUUGAAAUCUGGACAUUUAUUAUUUUAUGAUGUUUAUCGUACAUUAUCUUUAGAUAAUAAUCAAGAAAAUAAUAAUAUUAGUAUUCUAGCAGAUAGACAAUUAAUUGGAAAUAUUGAAAAAUGUCUUCAUGUUAGAGGUACAGAUACAAUUUAUGCAUCGAUUACUGAUGAUGGUGUUAAAAAGUUCAAUAUUCGUGAUCUAUUUCCAUCUUAUUUUACUCAUAUACAAUCCGAUGAAAGAAUGAAUACAUCUUCUAUACAUUCUUCUCAAUUAAAAUCUCCUAGUGAUGAACAAAAUUCAAAUUCCUAUUCAAUAUCAACACUUCGUUCACUUUUAUCAUUUACAUCAUUUUAUUCAUCACCAGUAACAUUUUUGUUUUUUGCUCAUGUAAAUUCAUCCUAUUGGAUUGAUACACUUUAUACAACAAAAACAAAUAUUGAUCGUCAUACAUGCCGUUUACAACAACCUCAAAUACAUCAACAACAACAACAACAACAACAACAAUUAUUAAAUAAUCAACAAAUAAUACCAUCAAUAGAUAUAUUUGAUUUACAAACAGCAACAUCAUCUAUAUUACAUACAAUUCAAUUUCGUUAUAGAUUAAAUCGACAAUAUUUAUAUAAAAAAAAUUUAUUUGUUACAUUAUAUCGUUAUUCAAAUGAACAAAAUGAUGUUGAUCAAAACAAUUGA